GACCAGCAGCUCCUGAAGAAGGUUGAACUUCUAGAGUUGUCUCAGGAAGUUCAGUCUCUGCUGCUGCUGGUAGUUUACAUUAAGAACAGUGAUGGUUGGACCAUGUUUGCGAGCCACUUGGACCUUGUGGAGAAGCAGUUGUUCAUGGUCAUUCUGAAUAACUGCUCCCAUUCCUGACAGUUUUCACUUCAGCAUCUCCAGGGGGCGAUAAUGUGCUGGGUUAUUCAUGUUUGACCCUUACGAUGAGGAGAAGAACUGAAUAGAGAGUAAAGAGAUUUUCAUCAGAUUGUUUUAGAUGGUGAGGUGGAAGGAGAAUCGUUUACUAGCAACUUGUUGCCUAGCAACUUGUUGCCAAACAACAGCCGACAUUGUUGAGAUGGAUUUAUCUGCAGAAGCUGGAUAGAUGAUUCUAUCUGGGAUCACUUUUACAUUUUCUUUAUGUAUCACGAGUCAUGUCAUAUUAUCCCAACAUUAACCCAGAUGGUUUACCUGAUAUCAUGCAGCCUUACUUGGUUCUGGUGACCAUCUCAUGACUAAUCUGAACUCUACAUUCAAACUUUUUUCUUCUAACAGCUUCUGUCUGUAGGAGGUUUGCUGUUCGCCCAGGACACCAUCAUCCUCAUCCUCAGUGGAUCUGUUAGACUCCUUUAAUGCAGCUUUCGAGCCAUAAAGUGUUGAUAGUUUCUUCACCAUAAAACAACUCAAAAUGGACAGAAGCAUAAACAUGUAAGCACGUUUUAUGAUUUAGUUUGGAUGACAUUUAUUGUUCUGAACUUCUACAGAAGCAGGGUUUUGUCCCGGCAGUAUGCCUAGCCGCUGUGUGGCCCGGUUCUGUGGCAGCACAGUGAAGGAUGGCGUGACCAUACACUCCUUCCCCAAGGAGCCCGAUCUCCGGAGGAACUGGGAACAGUUUGUACAAGCGAAGCGGAAGGAUUUCCACCAUGCCACUCCGUAUAGCGUGCUCUGCUCCAAGCACUUUCAGGUUGAUGAUUAUGAUGAUGCCAUGAUGCAGAUGUUUGGGUUCAAAUCUAAAAAGAAAAGACUGAAGAAGGAUGCUGUUCCUAAAAUUCACGUCUCGCCACCGAAUCCCAAACCUGAGAAAACUCACAGACUGGAAAGAUCUCAGGUUCUGACAGAAGAGUCCUUGUCUGCCAGGGAAGAAGAGGCCGACGCUCCAGUCGGAGCUCAGAUGACCCAACACUUCCUUCAACACACAGGGUCAUGUUUUAGGAGCAGAGAACCACCACAGCAACAUGUUAUAAAGCACAUGGAGGUUCUGACUGACCAGCAGCUCUGGAACCAGGAGAGAAACCACAGUCUGGACAAGGAGGAACCAGAACCUGUACACACUGAAUUAGAGCUGGGGGAGCCAGAACUUAUACAGAUCAAAGAGGAACCAGAUGAAUCAGAACCUUUACAGACUAAAGUAGAGUUGGAGGAACCAGCACUUCUAGAUACCAAAGUGGAAGAGAUUGAUGGGCUGCCCAGACAGCUGGAGAUUAACUGGAAACCAGGAACAAACGUACACAGACGAGAAUUAUCACACGGACAUGUUAACAAGGAGCAGGAGUUUCUCACUGACCAGCCGCUCUGGAACCAGGAAAGGAACUGCAGUUUGAAACAGGAGGAACCAGAACCAGCCGCUGACCAGCCGCUCUGGAACCAGGAAAGGAACUGCAGUUUGAAACAGGAGGAACCAGAACCAGCUGCUGACCAGCCGCUCUGGAACCAGGAAAGGAACUGCAGUUUGAAACAGGAGGAACCAGAACCAUCACAGAUAAAAGAUGUGGAAGAACUGUGCAUCAGUCAGGAAGAAAAGCUGUUGUUAAUGAACCCCAAGAGUUUGACCCAUAUGGUGACUCCAGCCUGCAAAGAAAGUGAGCACAGUAACCCAGAACCAGACACUGACCAGCACCACCUCCUCAACUCUUCUGAAGAUGAGAUUCAAGGUCAAGAAGGAAGCAAACAAGUAAACUUAGGGCUAAACUUCAACAAAAUGUUUCCACUGAAGUACGAGUCCACAAGCCAUGCAGGUUCUAAACCUUUUCUUGAUACCUGUGGACAGAAGGGUCCUACUUCAUCAUCCUCCCUGGAAUUCAGCCACAAGACUGAAGAAACCAGAGAUGGUAGCAACACUGAUGGAGACAUUUCUCAUUUGAUGCUAACAAAGAGUGACCAAAUAUUUCACUCUGAUAAAAAGCUGCAUCUCUGCAACAUCUGUGAGAAAAGUUUCAGACAUAAAGGGAAUUUAUUGUGUCACAUGAGAACUCAUACGGGUGAAAAGCCAUAUCCAUGCAGUGAAUGUGGGAAACGUUUCAGUCAAAGAGGAAGUUUGACGAAACACAAGAAAAGGCAUGCAGAUGAAAAGCUGCAUUCAUGUGAUGAAUGUGGGAAAUGGUUUUAUCAAAGAGCAAGUUUGCUCCAGCAUAUGAGAACUCAUACGGGUGAAAAGCCAUAUUUCUGCAAUGAAUGCGGGAAAAGCUUUCAUCAAAGAGGAGGUCUGAUGAAGCAUAAGAAAACACAUACAGGAGAAAAACCACAUUGCUGCAAAGAAUGCGGGAAGCAUUUCACAGUGAAGUUUAACCUUUUGGUUCACAUGAGGACUCAUACAGGCGAAAAGCCGUUCUGUUGUAAGGAAUGUGGGAGGAGUUUCAGUGUAAAGAGUAGCUUGUUGGGUCACAUGAGGACUCAUACAGGAGCAAAACCAUAUUUCUGUCAAAUCUGUGGCAGGAAUUUUAGUAGAGGUAAUAACAUGAAGAGCCAUAUGAGAACUCAUAAAGAUGAGAUUUAAUAUUUUUGACAUUAUUACAACAGUUUCUUUGUUAACAUGCAUGAUGAUUCACAGGACUGUGAUUUAUUAUGAAUCCAUUAUGGACACAGCAUGACUUGGGUCAGUUGUUCUGGGUUUCAAUAAACAAGCUGCUCACAAUAGAAAUUUGGCCCAUUUCUUGUGACAGAACUGGGUCAGGUUUGUAGGCCGCCUUGCUCACACAUGUUCUCUGUGACUGAGAUCAGGGCUUAUUGCUGACUGCUCUAAAAUAUUGACUUUGUUGACCUUAAGCCACUUUGUAACUAGUUUGGUGGUGUGAUUAGAGUCGGAUUGCACUGCUGCCCAGGAUUUAACUUCCUGGCUGAUGUCUUUUAGAUUCUGCUUUAACAUUUCCUCAUAAUGUUUUAUCCUCAUGAUGCCAACCGUGAAGCACGGAGGUGGUAGCAUCAUGUUGUGCUGCAGACUGACACUGAAGAUGUCACACAGCAGCUCACUGUUAAUGGAAGUUAUAACGGGUGCCAGCUUCGGUCCGUUAUUAAGUUGUUGAGCGAUGGGAGCCGACAAUAUUCUGACGACAUAGAAGAAGAGAGCUCAGCUAUUAAUGACGGCCUCUAGUGGAGCAGAGAUGCUGCUGCUGCAGUGAAGUCUGGAUGUGUAGGCGGAGCCAGGACCGUUGGCAGCGGUAGCAGUCGGAUGAAAUGUGACGUGACCGUCCUGACUGCGGACGCUUGAAAACCAUCGGAUACGUAUCCGAUUUAGUGCCACAUAUGGAAGUGGCACAAUUCAAACUUUUUGGAGGAGAAAAGUUCAGAACUGGGCCGUUCUGACUGGCAAGAAAAAGUCAGAUUUGGGUCACAUUUUGCUGCAGAUUGAAAGUGCCUUAAGAUAACUUCCGCCUUGAAUUUGUGCUUCAUAAAUGAGUUGAGUUUUUAUGCCUGUUAACCACCAAACUAUCUGGACUCUAAAAGUUCCUGUUGGACAGUAAAGUUUUUCCUCUUAUGAAGGACGAAGGGGAAAAAUAUCUUUCUGACUGUAGAGCCAACAGCUGCAGAGUAACAUCCAGAUCCUAGGCUGAAAUUCUGACCCGCUUUUAGAACUAGACGCUGACUUUGGGCCGGUUUCACCAUGUGACCCAUAUCAGCACUAUAUUAAAAGGAAACUAUUGAAUCAA
Messenger RNA from Girardinichthys multiradiatus, 3941 nucleotides. RefSeq names its product zinc finger protein 773-like. The transcript has 5 exons. Bases 806 to 2791 code for a protein of 661 amino acids. Gene Ontology annotation, molecular function: RNA polymerase II cis-regulatory region sequence-specific DNA binding; DNA-binding transcription factor activity, RNA polymerase II-specific. NCBI's taxonomy places the organism in Eukaryota, Metazoa, Chordata, Actinopteri, Cyprinodontiformes, Goodeidae. Gene Ontology annotation, biological process: regulation of transcription by RNA polymerase II. The record is from RefSeq and is a predicted model, not a curated record.